AAACUGAGAUGAGAAUGUUUUUUUCACUGUUUCUAAUAAUCAGCUUUUUCUUCACAGCUCAGCUACAAGCAGAGUCUGACAAUGAAAUUAUUGCACAUUUAAAGCAAACUGCAUCGCAGGGAAGAGAACUGGGAAAUGUUCCUGAACAUCAACAGACCUGUUCAUAUGACAUUCCUGCUCUGCUGAAAGAGAUGAUCGCCUCUGUGGCUGCACUGAAGGUCGAGAUGAAGUACUUACAGAGAGACAACGAAGCCCAAGCAGCUAAGAUAAACGAGCUGGAAUUGCAAAAGACAGAGCUGGAAAAGCUGAAACUACAGUACCAAGAUCAAGAAAAAAAGAUGAAAGACCUGGAGCUGCAAAAGUUUGAGCUGGAGAAGCUGAAACUACAGUACCAAGCACAGGACGGAGAACUGGCUACUAUUAAAACCAGAGCAAACAUCACAGAAAACCAGUUGGAGGUUCUGAAGACAGAAGGAGAAGUGAAACGUGUGGCUUUCUCAGCCUCUUUGUUGGCCUCUGGAUCAGGAGAUGUUGGACCAUUUAACGCUCACACUAACCUGGUCUUCAGACAUGUUUUUACAAAUAUUGGAAAUGCCUACAACCCACAUAGCGGGUUUUUCAUUGCACCAGUGAGAGGAGUCUACCAAUUUCAGUUCUACGUAUAUGGACAUGGACAUGCUUCACAUGCUUCAGCUGCUGUGCUGGUGAAGAAUGGAGAACAUGUGUGCAUAGCAUAUGAAUAUCAGCCUUCUCAUGGUGCUGCAAGUUCUAACGGAGUCAGCCUACUGUUGGAGGUUGGAGAUGUUGUGUUUAUGCGUCAAUGGGUUAACACAAGGAUUUAUGACAACGGAAAUCGUCAUAAUACCUUCAGUGGCCAUCUGCUUUUCACCAUGUGAACAACUACAAACACUGCAGUAGUGUAUCACCUUAUUAGUACUAGUUUAUUUGUUAUUAAAUAUUAGAACUACAUG
Molecule: messenger RNA, 971 nt
Organism: Melanotaenia boesemani (Boeseman's rainbowfish)
Lineage: Eukaryota; Metazoa; Chordata; Actinopteri; Atheriniformes; Melanotaeniidae
Exons: 6
Coding region: 9-896 (295 amino acids)
Molecular function (GO): protein binding
Source: RefSeq, a predicted model, not a curated record